UCUUGCCAUAUUUUGUUAUCAUCUUGGGGAUCCAACCAACUACCGGCGACUAUUAACCAGUUAAAUCGGUGGCGUUAGCUGUUGAAUUAGUGAUUACAUGGCAGAAUUCAAGGUCAUCGGAGUGAUCGGCGCUGGCCAAAUGGGCUCCGGGAUAGCUCAGUUGGCGGCGGUUGCCGGUGCCGAUGUACGACUACUCGACAAAGACGCUGAAGCUCUCCUCACUGCCAAGAGGUCUAUCUCCGACUCAGUUCAACGUUUUGUCUCCAAAGGUCAACUUUCCAAGGAGGUAGGGGCUGAUGCUGUAGCUCGUGUGAAAUAUACUUCGAAUCUAGAAGAUCUUCAAUCUGCAGAUAUUGUAAUAGAAGCCAUCGUUGAAUCUGAGGAUGUGAAGAAGAAACUAUUUGCAGAAUUAGAUAAGAUUGUUAAAGGGUCUGCCAUUUUAGCAUCAAAUACAAGCUCCAUCUCCAUUACUCGUUUGGCAUCUGCAACAAAACGACCACACCAGGUGAUUGGCAUGCAUUUCAUGAACCCUCCCCCCAUCAUGAAACUUGUUGAGAUCAUCCGAGGUGCACAAACAUCAGAUGAGACUUACAACAAGACAAAAACUUUGGCUGAGAGAUUCGGAAAGACUGUUGUUUGCUCAAAGGAUUAUUCGGGUUUCAUAGUGAAUCGAAUCUUAAUGCCAAUGAUUAAUGAAGCCUUUUACACACUUUACACUGGUGUUGCAACAAAAGAAGACAUAGAUGCAGGAAUGAAACUAGGAACCAAUCAACCAAUGGGGCCUCUACAGCUGGCAGACUUUAUUGGUCUAGAUAUAUGCUUAUCAAUUCUCAAAGUUCUACAUGCAGGACUAGGUGACACUAAAUACACACCUUGCCCUCUUCUUGUACAAUAUGUUGAUGCAGGUCGCUUAGGUAAAAAACGAGGUGUUGGUGUUUAUGACUAUACUAAAUUUCCUAAACAGCCCUCCAGGAUUUAAUCUAUUUACAGGAAUAUCCUUUUAUGUAACACUCUAGUAGUAAUAGUGUUAAGACUAUUGUAAGCAAUAAAGUUUUCAAUUCCGGAAUGAAAGGCUUUUGUUUCGAGAGUGUACCUGUACCCCACAAGGUGAAAAACAGGCUGUGAGUUAAUGGGUGGUAGUCCCCACUUUUGAGACUGAAAGUGACAGAAAUGGAAUCCAAUCAUAUAAUUGUAGUGAUAAAAAUAGAUCUAAAUCUGAAAAUUUUGGGGAUUGGGUAGAGAUAGAGAAUAGAGGUAAAGAUGAAGUUUUUGUUUCAGUGUCCAUGUUGUUCUUGCUUUUGUUUUGUGAAGCCUAAAAAGGGGAAACCUAAAGAGAAACAAGUGAAGGAAAGUAAACCCAAGGAGAAAGAGAGUAAACCUGUUGAGAAAGAAAGCAAGGAUGAAAAGAAGACAGAGUGAAGUGAAGUGCAUUUUGUUGAAAUGUGAUAUGGGUAUGUAUGUUAUAAUAGUAGUAUAAGAUUAAAUAAUUGUUGCAUCAUCUUCGUCUUGGUGUGGUGGGUAGAUUAAAUUUGAAUGUGUUAAUUGGGGUAGGAUCUUGUUUAAAGUAGCUGGGUCCUAGAUGAAGUGUGUUUACUAGAUAGAUAGAUGUCAUGAAUGAUGAUCUCUGUUUGUAUUCCAGGUUAUGAGUUUUCAUGAUUUUGUCAUGUGUUCCAGUCUUCCAGAUUAUGAUCAAGAUCUUGUGUUCAUGAAUCAUGAUUGAUUAGUUUCGGGAAUUUCAUGACUCAUCAGGGUUAUUAUUUAGUUGUAUUUUGCUACUAAUUGGAAUGGCUUUUUGUAA
Molecule: messenger RNA, 1798 nt
Organism: Lactuca sativa (garden lettuce)
Lineage: Eukaryota; Viridiplantae; Streptophyta; Magnoliopsida; Asterales; Asteraceae
Product: 3-hydroxyacyl-CoA dehydrogenase family protein
Biological process (GO): fatty acid metabolic process
Molecular function (GO): NAD+ binding; oxidoreductase activity, acting on the CH-OH group of donors, NAD or NADP as acceptor
Source: RefSeq, a predicted model, not a curated record